Molecule: messenger RNA, 2867 nt
Organism: Malania oleifera
Lineage: Eukaryota; Viridiplantae; Streptophyta; Magnoliopsida; Santalales; Ximeniaceae
Product: CBS domain-containing protein CBSCBSPB3-like
Exons: 14
Coding region: 593-2218 (541 amino acids)
Molecular function (GO): protein binding
Source: RefSeq, a predicted model, not a curated record
AUCGACAAAGAGACUAUUUUAUUAUUAUUUAUUGUUUUUUUUAAGCCUCAUGUACUCCUCUUCCCUCGAAAAUUGAAGGCUCAGGCCCGUCCAUUGCAAUGCAAAGCAAGCGGGUUCAAUAAGGAGGAAACAGAGCACGGCCAGAAAUGGAAGGAGGAGGAAGCAAAUCAGGAAAUCUCCUGCGGAAGCCCCACCGCAUCGGUUCCUGAUCUGCAUCAUCAUCUCCUCUCCUUCCUUCCCUAAAAAAUUCAAGCUCAACCCCCUAACGUAUCCAUGGCAGUUACCCUCUCCCGCGUUUAAUUCUUUGAGUGAUAACUUCCAUUUGUGAAUUUCAUGUUCUCAUCUCUGAUUGAUUGACCCAAAAGGGAAAAAAUUCCAAUACCCAGAUUGGAAAACCUGGAGUUCUUCCUGUUUUCUCCCCCUGAAGAUUCGAGGGUAGAGGUGUUGGGCGAGUUUAUCAGCUCCAAAACCCUAAUCUCUCACUGUCUUCCAAUCCUUUUUUUCUGCUGCUUUGUCGUCUGAAAUCGUGGGUUUGUCGAUUGGGUUUCUUCUUUCAAAUCCCAAUUCAAAUUCGCCUUCGUAGGGAAUCGAAAUGAGCGGCCAAGUAGCUGCUCAUGCGCCUAGGAGGACCGUCGCUACUCAGAGACGGGGUCCCUCCGCCGUCAGGAAGCUCGUUCCGUCCGAGAACGGCACCUCCAAUGGAAACGUCACCAAACCACUUUCUCCUAAUGAAGCUUCUGUAGGUGGCGACAGGACUGUGAAGAAGCUGAGGCUAUCGAAGGCUCUUACGAUUCCUGAGGGGACAACAGUUUCGGAUGCUUGCCGGCGGAUGUCAAGCCGCCGUGUUGAUGCCGUUUUGUUGACAGAUGCAAAUGCUCUGCUUUCAGGAAUUGUUACAGACAAGGAUAUUGCUUCUAGAGUUAUUGCGGAGGGUUUGAGACCGGAGCAGACUGUUGUGUCUAAAAUUAUGACUCGCAAUCCUAUUUUUGUCAAUUCUGAUUCAUUAGCCAUUGAUGCGCUCCAGAAGAUGGUUCAGGGCAAAUUUAGGCACCUUCCUGUUGUAGAAAAUGGUGAAGUUACUGCCUUGUUGGAUAUUACAAAGUGCCUGUAUGAUGCUAUAUCAAGGAUGGAGAAGGCUGCGGAGCAGGGAAGUGCCAUUGCAGCUGCAGUUGAAGGCGUUGAACGUGAGUGGGGAAGCAAUUUUUCUGCUCCAUAUGCUUUCAUAGAAACUCUUAGGGACCGGAUGUUCAAGCCUGCCUUGUCAACCAUCAUAGCUGAAAAUGCCAAGGUUGCAAUAGUAUCACCAUCAGAUCCUGUCUAUGUUGCUGCCAAAAGGAUGCGGGACUUGCGGGUUAAUUCUGUUAUUGUUAUGACAGGAAACAAGAUUCAAGGGAUACUAACUUCAAAGGAUGUCCUUAUGCGAGUUGUGGCACAAAAUCUUUCUCCUGAGUUGACUCUGGUGGAAAAGGUAAUGACACCAAACCCUGAGUGUGCAACAUUAGAGACAACGAUCCUUGAUGCAUUGCAUCUAAUGCAUGAUGGGAAGUUUCUAAACCUUCCUGUUUUAGACAAAGAGGGAUGUGUUGUUGCUUGUGUAGAUGUUUUGCAGAUAACCCAUGCAGCAAUUUCCAUGGCUGAGAGUAGCUCUGGUGCUGUUAAUGAUGUGGCUAACACAAUGAUGCAAAAAUUUUGGGAUUCUGCGCUUGCCUUAGAGCCACCAGAUGAUUAUGACAACCACAGUGAAAUGUCUGGAUUAAUGACAUCAGAUGGGACAGAAACUGGGAAGUCUAUGUAUCCAUCUCUUGGCCUUGGGAAUUCAUUUGCCUUCAAAUUUGAAGAUCUGAAGGGUCGUGUGCAUCGAUUUAAUUGUGGCACUGAAAAUUUAGAUGAGCUGUUAUCUGCUGUCAUGCAUAGGAUAAGUGCUGCUGAUGAUCAAGAUCGUCCCCAUCUGUUGUAUGAGGAUGAUGAAGGUGAUAAAAUUCUACUUGGAAAUGAUGCUGAUCUUAUUGCUGCUGUCAGUCAUGCCAGAUCCAUAGGACGGAAGGUUUUGAGGUUGCAUUUGGACUUCUCUGAUUUAAGCCAGCAAAUAAUUUCAGAAUCAUGUACAACCACCUUGCAGAGACCUGGAUGGCUGAAUAUCAGUUCUGGGAUAUUGGUGGGUGCAGUUCUUCUAACAGGUGUUGGUCUAUUAGUUUACUUGAAGCGCUCUAAAUUGUGAUAUGCUUUUUCAUCAAACCGGAGCAUAUUUGGGUUUAGAAGAGGUUUACAUCUGAAGUCAAGUUUCUGAAGAUAUUCUGAGGCAGCAGCUGAUGAAAACAGGAAGACAUUAGAAAGCAGCGGUUUGAGGAACCUCGAAAUGAAGAACUAGUUUGCUCCAGGGACACUAGUGGAAGUGUAAUAUGAUGUUGAAAUACGAAAUGGAGGGGCUGGGAAUAUUUCUGUCCCAUUUUGGCUCUCGUAGUUGCAACAUGGAUCACCUGUUUUUUUUCCUUUACUAGGGGAGUAAGUAUGUACAAACUCACCUCUACGAUCCUCUCUAAGUGCUAAGAAGGGGCGAUACUCCAAUUUUUUUCUCCUGACAACUUUAUAAUGGUUUUUGGUGGCAUUUCGAUGUAAAUGUGAUGCCAAUUUUUGUUUUCCAUUACCAUUUUAUAUAAUGGGUUUGUUUUCUUCAUUAUUCCAUUCCAAGGAUGGUUUUGUGUAUCAAAAUGUAGGCUCCAUUUUGAAGGAAAGAAACUAUCUUUUUUCUUGGAUUGAGGGCAUUCCGUUGCAUGUUAAGGGGAAAAUUGUAUCUCCAACAUUUGAAUUCUACUGUGCCUUUUGAAUAAUUUUUAUAAUGCUGAAUAAACCAUUGAAAAUAUCUUUUU